AUGUUCAAAAAAACACUUGUGGCUCUCGCCAAAAGCGGCGCCAAGGCGAUCCCGCCUGUCAAACUCGGCUACAAAAAUAUGCUCAAGGACCCUUCCCUCAAGUACAAGCCUUUUCCAGCGGUAAAACUGCCCAACAGACAAUGGCCCGACCAGCGAAUCACCAAAGCGCCUCGCUGGCUGUCCACUGACCUCAGAGACGGUAACCAGUCCCUCCCGGACCCCAUGUCGGUAGAGCAGAAAAAGGAGUACUUCCACAAACUGGUAGAGAUCGGGUUUAAGGAAAUCGAGGUAUCGUUCCCUUCUGCUUCGCAAACAGAUUUCGACUUCACGCGGUACGCCGUGGAAAACGCUCCUGAAGACGUAAGCAUCCAAUGUCUCGUGCAGUCGCGCGAACACCUCAUCAAGAGAACCGUGGAGUCGCUCUCCGGCGCCAAAAAGGCCACCAUCCACGUUUAUCUAGCCACCAGUGACAUGUUCCGCGAUAUCGUGUUCAACAUGUCCCGGGAAGAAGCCGUUGUCAAAGCCGUUGAAGCCACCAAGCUUGUGCGCAAGCUCACCAAAGACGACCCUGCCCAGCAGGCCACCGAGUGGACGUACCAGUUUUCCCCAGAGACCUUUAGCGACACCUCUCCAGAGUUCGCUGUGGAAAUCUGCGAGGCUGUAAAGGCUGCUUGGGAACCUACUGCCGAAAACCCAAUCAUUUUCAACCUACCUGCAACUGUCGAAAUGGCCACUCCUAACAACUACGCUGAUCAAAUCGAGUAUUUCUCGACCCACAUCUCGGAAAGGGAAAAAGUUUGCAUCUCAACACAUGCACACAAUGACCGUGGCUGUGGUGUCGCGGCCUCGGAACUAGGUAUAAUGGCAGGCGCCGACCGUGUCGAAGGCUGUCUUUUCGGAAACGGUGAGCGUACUGGUAACGUCGACCUUGUCACUGUCGCUUUGAACAUGUACACCCAAGGUGUCAACCCGGAACUGGACUUCUCGGAUUUGAACUCGGUUGUUGAAGUUGUGGAACGUUGCAACAAGAUUCCAAUUUCUCAAAGAGCACCUUACGGUGGUGACUUGGUCGUUUGUGCCUUCUCUGGCUCUCAUCAAGAUGCCAUCAAGAAGGGUUUCGCUCUUCAGGAAAAGAGACGCGCCGGCGGUGACCAAGAGUGGAAGAUUCCAUACUUGCCUUUGGAUCCAAAGGAUAUUGGUAGAGACUACGAGGCUGUCAUCAGAGUCAACUCUCAAUCCGGAAAAGGUGGUGCUGCUUGGGUGAUUCUAAGAUCCCUCGGCCUUGACCUCCCAAGAAACCUACAAAUCGAGUUCUCGACGGUGGUUCAGACUAAAGCCGACUCGCUUGGCAGAGAGCUAAAGAGCCAAGAGAUCACGGACUUGUUCAAGGAAACAUACAACCAUAGCGGUUCGAUCGGUAAGGUCACCCUUUUGGAUUACGAAGUCACCAAGCUCGACAAGGAACGCAGAGCUCUUACUGGCCAGGUCCAGAUUAACGGCAAUAUUUACGACAUUCAAGGUACUGGUAACGGUCCGAUUUCGUCUCUUGUCGACGCCAUGUCCAACCUAUUCAACCUCAGAUUCAGCGUUGCCAACUACACCGAGCACGCCUUGGGAUCUGGCUCGUCCACCCAGGCUGCGUCUUUUAUCCACCUAAUGUACAGACGUGAAGUCGACAACGAAAACGCCUACAAGUGGGGUGUCGGUGUGUCUGAAGAUGUUGGUGAAGCUUCUACAAAGGCUAUUCUCUCUGUUAUCAACACUAUUGUUCAGUCUGGAGACGUUUCUCUGCCAGAACCAGCAUCAAAGGCUUCUGCCUCCGCAUAA
Molecule: messenger RNA, 1827 nt
Organism: Lachancea meyersii CBS 8951
Lineage: Eukaryota; Fungi; Ascomycota; Saccharomycetes; Saccharomycetales; Saccharomycetaceae
Source: the annotation of a GenBank genome assembly